Molecule: messenger RNA, 756 nt
Organism: Fukomys damarensis (Damara mole-rat)
Lineage: Eukaryota; Metazoa; Chordata; Mammalia; Rodentia; Bathyergidae
Product: cysteine-rich secretory protein 3-like
Exons: 7
Coding region: 16-756 (246 amino acids)
Cellular component (GO): extracellular region
Source: RefSeq, a predicted model, not a curated record
UUUGUUUUCCCAGCAAUGGCGUUAUUCCCAGUGAUCCUGUUCCUGGUUACUGCUCUUCUGCUUCCAUCUUUCCCUGUAAAAGGGGAUCAGAAUGAAGCAUUUGCUGCUUUGUCAACUGCCCUACCAGAAGUCCAAGAGGAGAUUGUCAAUAAACACAAUGAGCUAAGGAGAGCAGUCUCUCCAAGUGCCAGUGACAUGCUAAAGAUGGAAUGGAGCAGUGAAGCCGCAGAGAAGGCCCAAGGCUGGGCAGACCAGUGCAGUUACCGGCACAGUGAAACCGAGUACCGAGCGCUCAAUGUAAGCUGUGGUGAGAACCUCUUCAUGUCGAGUGCUCCCUAUUCAUGGUCAUCUGCAAUCCAACUGUGGUAUGAUGAGGAGGAAAAUUUUAUUUUCAAUGUAGGACCAAAGACAUCCAGUGCAGUAAUUGGACACUAUACUCAGGUUGUUUGGUACUCCUCUUUCCGUGUCGGAUGUGGAAUUUCCCACUGUCCUAGCAACCCAGCUUUAGGAUACUUCAUGGUUUGCCAUUAUUGCCCUGCUGGCAAUAAUGUGAGAAGACUAUAUACCCCUUACAAGCAAGGAGCCCCUUGUGCCAGUUGCCCUGGCCACUGUGAGGACGGACUUUGCACCAAUGGUUGUGAUUAUGAAGAUAAAUAUUCCAACUGUGAGGAUUUGAAAAAAGCAGUGACCUGUAAUCAUCCAGUGGUCAAGAACCAUUGCCAAGCAUGCUGUAAUUGUGAAGACAAAAUUCAUUAA